Messenger RNA from Alnus glutinosa, 1826 nucleotides. RefSeq names its product nuclear pore complex protein NUP1. The transcript has 10 exons. The record is from RefSeq and is a predicted model, not a curated record. Bases 269 to 1555 code for a protein of 428 amino acids. Gene Ontology annotation, biological process: intracellular transport. Lineage: Eukaryota; Viridiplantae; Streptophyta; Magnoliopsida; Fagales; Betulaceae.
CUCUUCCUUUUUCCUCUUUCGCUUUUCGAAGAAACUCCCAAUUUUCCCAAUCAUGAACGGAACGAAACGUUUUGGCGUGCCCGACUCGAACCCCGACACGAACGACUCGGCCUAAAUUGUAGGGACAAGUGUAGAAUAUUAACCCCAGUUAUCCACUUUGGUGUUAUUUUGAGCAAGACUGAGAAAAUGAAGUGAAGGAAACCGGGAAGUAAAACAAUGGCGAAGGACAGAAUCAUCUCAGCAGUUGACAUCAACAACUACGUUGGAUAUGCAGCAGGCUAAGUCAUCUCGGCAGCAUGUGAGAGCUCUAAAUACCCAGUUUGCAAGUUGGGUGCAAACACAAUUGAAGAACCAUCCUGAUGAACUUUGGGAAGAUGGUGUCCGGGACUACCUAGCUCAUGCUUCGAACAUUAUGGAGAAGUUUAGUGAUGUUGUCAACUGGCUUAAAGUAAAUGCAGCAAAAGGGGGUAGCUUGUCUGGUGCGGAAUCUCGAACCGCUGAAAAUAAAAUGGUGCCUGAAACCAAGAAUAGUGGGAUAAAUUUACCUCAAGAGAAAGCUGGAUUUAGUCCAUCGGGUACCACAAGCUUUCCAACAUCAUGGGGUGCUGGAGUAUUCUCCAAUAGUCAAAGCUCUGGGUUUACUCCUUUGAGCACACCGACACCAUUUGCAACUUCAUUGAGCUCUGGAGUAUUUUCAAAUAGUCAAACCCCUGGGUCUACUCAAGCAGGAACAGCUACACUGUUUUCAAAUUCAUUUAAAUCAGGAGUAUUUUCGAACAGUCAAAACCCUGGAUCUUCUCUAGCAGGAACAACCACAACCUUUGCAAAAUCAUUGAGCUCUGGAGUAUUUUCAAAUAGUGAAACCUCUAGAUCUACUCCAGCAGGCACAACCACAACUUUUGCAACUUCAUUGAGCUCUGGAGCAUUUUCAAAGAGUCAAAGCCUUGGGUUUACUACCGCGGGUACAACUGCAAGCUUUGCGACUUCAUGGAGCUCUGGAGUAUCUUCGAACAUUCAAACUCCUGUCUUGUUUGGUGGGAGUCAAAGUUCAGUCACUGCUAUUCAAAGUUUGGUUCCCACAAACCGUGAUGCUUCAGACGAAGCAGAUGGUGAAAAUGAGUUGGAGCAGCCUAGCAGCCCAUCUGUGAAAAAAUCUGAAGAGAAGGGUAUAGUUGUAGUUCAUGAAGUCAAGUGCAAGCUUUAUGUAAAGCCAAGUGAUCCAGCAGAUAGAGAUGCAUGGAAAGAUAAAGGCAUGGGGCAGCUUUACAUUAAAUGCAAAGAGGGUGUCGACAAGGGUACAAAAGAAUCCAAACCAACCAUUGUUGUUAGAAAUGAUGUUGGGAAACUGCUGCUUAAUGCUUUGCUGUAUCCUGGCAUCAAGACAAAUUUACAGAAGAACUCCGUUGUUGCAAUAUUCCAUUCUUUGGGCGAUAAUGAUGGAAAUGAUGGUGGCAAUAAUAGCGUCGUUGCACGUACCUUCUUAAUUAGGACAAGAACCGAGGAGGAUCGAAAUAAGCUGGCAACAGCCAUUCAAGAGUAUGCCCCUGCACCAUGAAAACUACUGUAAGCAGCAGCUUAUUGUAUGGCAUGGAGCUUCAACAAUGUAAUGUUAACCUGGGUGAUAGCUCAUUUUUCCUCAUAAAUUACCUUCUAAAUUUUGCAAGGGGGUGGCUUGUCAGCCAGUUUUCUUUUGGGACUCCAGAACCAAGUGGGGAAAUUCUUUUGUUUUCCUUCUUUUUUGUUAGUCUCUAUGAAUAUAUAUGCAUUUAAGAGGCCACUGUACUUGUACCAUAAGAGAGGAAUGAAAGUGAUGUUUUGCUGCAAAA